Lotus japonicus is the source of this 1377-nucleotide messenger RNA. Its product is annotated as putative pentatricopeptide repeat-containing protein At1g12700, mitochondrial. The transcript is spliced from 2 exons. Bases 1 to 1377 code for a protein of 458 amino acids. Gene Ontology annotation, molecular function: protein binding. Lineage: Eukaryota; Viridiplantae; Streptophyta; Magnoliopsida; Fabales; Fabaceae. The record is from RefSeq and is a predicted model, not a curated record.
AUGUCGUCAACGUUAUCAAGAUUAAGAAGAAUCUCUCCCUUUCGUUCUAACCCCAUUUCACUUCUUUCCUUUCACUCUCACUCUCACUUUCAUUCUGUUCCUCCUUCCUUUCACAAUCCUCAUGAUGAUGCUGUCUCCUUCUUCAACCGCUUACUCCAAAUGCAUCCUAUCCCACCCAUUUUCGAAUACGGUAAGAUUUUAACUUCCCUCGUUAAGAUGAAGCAUUAUUCCACCGCUAUCUCGCUUUCUCACAAAAUGGAGUUCACUGGAAUCAAGCCAAGCCUUGUUACUCUCAACAUCUUGAUCAAUUGUUACUGCCACCUAGGUCAAACCACUUCCGCAUUUUCUGUAUUGGCCAACAUUCUCAAGCGAGGUUAUCACCUAGAUACCUUCACCUUCACUACUCUUAUUAAAGGUCUCUGUCUUCACGGCAAUGUUCAACGAGCACUGCAAUUUCAUGACGACGCGGUAGCUCAGGGGGUUCGGUUGGAUCAUGUCAGUUACGGGACGUUGAUCAAUGGCCUAUGUAAAAUGGGGGAAACAAGAGCUGCUUUGGAGUUUCUGAGACAGAUUGAAGGGCAAUUGAUUAUUCCUAAUGUGGUAAUGUACACCACAAUCAUUGAUAGCUUGGGCAAAGAUAAACGUGUAAGUGAUGCUUUUGAUUUAUAUUCGGAAAUGGUUGCCAAGGGAAUAUCUCCUAAUGUUUUCACUUACAGUGCUUUAAUAUAUGGCUUCUGCAUUGUUGGUCAAGUGAAGCAAGCAGUUGGUUUGUUAGAUGAAAUGGUAUUGAAAAAUAUCUAUCCAAAUGAUUAUACCUUUAAUAUACUGGUUGAUGCUUUAUGUAUGGAAGGACUGUUGAAGGAAGCUAAAAAUGUGUUGGCUGUGAUGAUGAAACAAGGUGUGAAACCCGAUGUUAUCACUUAUAAUUCUUUGAUGGAUGGGUAUUGCAUGGUUAAUGAAGUGAACAAAGCCCAAGAUGUAUUCAACACCAUCGCCCAAAUGGGAGUGCCUCCUAAUGUUCAUAGCUACACUAUCAUGAUUAGUGGGUUGUGUAAGAUUAAAAAGGUGGAUGAAGCCUUGAAUCUCUUAAAACAAAUGCAUAGCAAAAAGAUAGUUCUUAAUACAGUAACCUACAGUUCUCUUAUUGAUGGUUUGUGCAAAUUAGGGAGAAUCUUUGAUGCUUGGGAGAUUGUUGAUGAGAUGCAUGCUAGAGGUACACCACCCAAUGCAAUUGCUUUAAUCAAGAAAAUUGAAGACCAUGGUAUUCAGCCAGAUGUGCACACAUACACGAUACUUAUGGAUGGACUAUGCAAAGUAGGAAGACUUAAGGAUGCUCAAGAGGUUUUUCAGGAUAUUUUAAUUGAAGGCUACAUAUGA